UUUUGGGCUCCUUCCUCCUCCGCUGAAAAAACAACUCAUCCAUCCAUCCAUCCAUCCGCCGAAUCGUCUCCAUCGUCCAACCACGCAAAAACAAAACAGAACAAAACAAAUACAACACAACACAGCAAAUAUGCAGUUCACGCUUAGCACGCUCCUCGUUGCCGCCGUCGCGUUCAUUGGCUUGACCAUGGCCGCACCCAUCGGAAAGCUCGCCGCCCGUCAGGUCAUCACCUUCGGCGACGACGGAGUCCCGUCCAUGUCUGGCGCCGGCGGUGCGUCCCCCCGCUCUGGCUGGGUGUUUUUUCUUCUUCCUAUUUUUUCUUUCUUCGCUUCGCUCGGCUGGCUAGACGCUACUAUACGUUUCUUUGAUUUGUUGCUUCAUUCCAUGGCUGGAUCUUUGGGUUUUUUUCUUCUUUUCUUCUGCCCGGCUGUGCCUGUGGCUCUUCUUACCCCGUGCGAUCGCUUUGGUCCCCGGGGCUUUCUUCUUUUUCCCCUUUUUCUUAUUUCAUCUAACGGAUCACUUGGUCCCGCGGGCUUCUUCUUCUUCUUCUUCCUCUUCUUCUUGGGGGGGGGGGAGGGGGGGUGUUUUUAUAGUGUUGGUUGAUUGGACGAGGACGGUGGCGGGGGGCAUUGGGCAUUGGGACGUAACUGGAGGUGGCGGAUAAUCGGUGGGGCCGUCCUUACUUUGUCAAGGGGGAUGGCCGGGACGAGGGACGAGGGAGUGUAGGAUAUGUACGAGCUGGCUACUUAAGUGGCUAUAUGUAGUGGAAUACUUACGACGUUACGAGUUCACGGAAUCGUCUGUCUGUCCGCGUGCGUGCGUGCGUGCGGUGAUAUUGGG
Molecule: messenger RNA, 841 nt
Organism: Tricharina praecox
Lineage: Eukaryota; Fungi; Ascomycota; Pezizomycetes; Pezizales; Pyronemataceae
Exons: 4
Coding region: 131-604 (157 amino acids)
Source: RefSeq, a predicted model, not a curated record